CUGAUAAGUUCGGAUGCGUUUGCGUUGUGCUCCGCGAUUACUUAAACAGAAGUUGUUACUUUGAAGUGAGAUAUUGGUGGUGAAUAUACAACGGAUUAUUGAGACUAAGCCCCCCGCGUGGAACCGUUCUCGAUACCGGUGAUAUCGUUUGUGUAACGGAAGAAAAGAUAUGGUGAAACAUUUCAACUGAUACGUGUCGCGUGUGCGCCUCGUGUUUUGUUACCUGGAAUCAAUCGCCCAUUCAGCUUACGCGUACGCUAGCUCAGCGCUCGCCGCCGAAAUUUUUAAAUUCUUCCAGUGAACAUAAAAUAUUGAGUCAAAUCAUGCGGAAAAAAUGUCUUGUUCUAGCACUUCCAAUCGUUUUUCUCGCAAUAAUUAGCACCGAGAGCGUUAAUGAUACUGAUAACGAUGAACUCUGGACGCUGCUGGUCAGUGGCAAACUCGAUCGAAUGAAAACAAAAACAUCGUCUGGGGUCACGCUGCUGAACCCAUCGGAUGCAUCCAUUCAUUCAGAAAACACCACUAGCGGUAGUAUCAAUCGUGAGUCCGAUGAUAAACCGACUGGCGGCACACGAGAUUCGAUCGACCGGAAGGAGGAGGAAGAUGAACAGCUGUUCAGUUGGGUGGACUCUGCGGAGUCACUGGGGAGCGUCGAGGAUGAAAUAAACAAAGAGGGCUUUGUUAUGUUCAGCAAAGAGGGAAACUCCCUCCAUGAGCCAUUCGGUUUCGAUGACGUUGGCAGUGGGUUAGAAAUGGUCAGUGAUAAGGAUGGAAUGCAGGCAGACGACGCGAACUUUGAUGAGGAAAUUAUUGAUGUUUUGAGGAGUAAACCAGUCUCACGUGAAAUGUUGGGACUAUUGGGACUGCUAAAGGAGAGAAAUGAAACCGAAGAAAUAAAAAGAAAGAUGAAGAAGUUGUUGAGACCAGUGACGGACCGUCUCAAUGAUGCAUUGCCGAGUAUUUUGGAAGAAAGGCAGGAGUUACCGCUUCCAGCUGAAGAAAUCACGCAGUUAGAGCCUAUAGAGGCUGAAUCAUUGAUAUCCGAUGGCUCUUCACAGAUACCUCCAAUUACUAACAUUUUGUUGCCUUCACUGAAUAAACAACUACCCACUAUUCGUAAGCAUUAUCAAGGUCCAUCCGAAGGUCAACGUAGUUUGGUGAUUGUAUUUGAUGCGACAGGUUCGAUGCUGGAUGAUCUCAAUCAAUUGCGCGAUGGCGCCAAAUUGAUCAUCGAUGAAAUAACUCUGCUGCAAAACAAUCCUAUCUAUAAUUACGUAUUCGUUCCUUUUCGGGAUCCGCAAGUCGGUCCCCGUCUGGUUACACGGGAUAAAGAAGCUUUGCUGGCCGCGCUGGAGGAUCUUCAAAUCUAUGGAGGAGGAGAUUGUCCAGAGGCAGCACUUGCUGCUCUAUCUAAUGCUAUCGAAGUGGCUCUUCCCCGUUCUUUCAUUUACGUCUUCACUGAUGCAACGGCAAAGGACUUCAAGCUGGAUCAACGAGUACUACAUUUAAUUCAGCAAAAGCAAACACCAAUAACUUUUCUGCUAACCGGGUUCUGUGACGGCAAAAAUACUCCAGGCCACAAGGUGAUGGCAGAUAUAGCAGCUGCCAGUAAUGGACAGAUAUACGAUCUCAAGAAAGACCAGAUAGAACAAGUGUUGAUAGGCAUCAAGGAUAUGCUAAACAUCGAUCAUGUUCCUCUGAAAUCGGUUGAUUCGAAUACAGCGGAAACGCAUAACAUCAGUCUAAAUGUGGACAGCACAUUGAAGGAGUUCAGUGUCAGCGUAGCUGGCCAUCGACCAGACAUCGAAAUAACAGAUCCCCAUCACACACUCUACAACAAUUCGAAAUCUGUGCUCGAUUUAGAAAAUAUAAAAGUGGUAAAUGUGGCUGGGCCUGUGCCGGGCAAGUGGAACAUUAGAGCAGGAUCAGAGUCGUCCCAUUCCGUACGUCUUUCUGGCAACAGCGAUGUGAAGUUCAGAUUUGGGUUUUCACCGUCGCAUCCAACUGCUCUAUCGACGCUCGGUCGCCAACCGUUGCUCAAUUCCGACAACAUACUAACAAUUCAAGCGUCCCAACCGGAACUGUUAGAUAAUCUAUCGGAAGUGACAAUCACUUCCCACGAAAAUGGUGCGGCCGGGUCGACAAAUUUCAAAUUUACUUUACCGUUGACCAAAAUACUACUCGAAGACUCUUCCAUUGCAUUUCUCACCCCACAAUUCAAAGCACCUCGGCAAAGGUUCAAAAUAUCCGUGAGCGGCAGAGACAUCAGCGGUAAUUCUUUGGAAAGACUAAUUUCUACCGCGAUACAGGCAGUUGGAGCGAGUCCACCAGAGCUAUCGCUGGAUAUCACCGAAGUGGAGCUUUUCGAAGGUGAUGAUAUGGAAAUAAGCUGUAACGUGGAAUCGAUGUCACCGAUUUUGGUCCAAUGGAAGCGCUUCAAUCGACCACUAGUAGAGGAAACCUUCAACUCAACAGCUGUGCUUAAACUGCACCUGGAGAAUGUGACGACGAAACACAGUGGACGAUACGUGUGCCAUGCCGCAAAUGAUAUUGGCGACCAUGAGAUCACAGCCACAAUCAAAGUUAAGCCCCAUCCUGAACCGGUGGUUGGUGUGUAUCCGAAGGACAUCGUGGCGUAUGAACACGAGCAUCUCAUCGCACUGCGUUGCAUAACGCACAAUGUGGAUGCACCGGUGGACAUAGACUGGACUCACGAUGGUGUUCGAAUCUCAAACGCUGCAGGUAAGGAAUAUCUGGAGCUGAGAAAUCUAACCGUUGCCGAUGCUGGUAUCUACGAGUGUCAGGUGAAUUCACAAGGAAAAACUCUGUUGGAUUCCACGCUCCUAACCGUGGAAUAUGCGCCAAAAGCAUCGAAAACAUUGGCGGACACGGUGCUCGCUCCAUACGGUCAAACACUACAGCUUGAGUGUGGCCUCAGUGGUAAUCCAAGUCCAGUCCUCACGUGGACUUACCGAGCGUUAGACGAAACAGAAGAAAGGCAGCUUUCCGACGAAGAUGACAUUCUUAUUUUGCCAGGUGUUACACCAGAAGCUGAGGGUUUCUACACUUGCGAAGGUCGUAACCGUCAUGGUUCAACCAAAAGAACGGUACUAGUACAGGGUGAAGCAGAUGAGCCUCCAAGAAUUCCAAAGCCAGACGAGACAACACUUUACGUGAGGCUCGGAGCACGAGUUGUGCUGAACUGUUCUUGUGAUCUCUGUCAACCAUUGAGCGAAUAUAUUUGGACAAAUGGACGACUAACAUUUGAGAGCAGCCCGUACGAUUUACAAGAUAAUGCCCGGGUUAACUUGAACGUCGAUCAAACGCGCAAUGCCGUCCAGUAUCAGCUGACAAUCGACAACUUCGGUACACUCGACCAAGGAAGCUACAGUUGUAUCCUGUCAAACGCACAUGGCGCUGACAGUAUCGUAACCGAGGUUCGUCUUAUGCAAGCUCCUCAAACCGAAGGAAUACUGAUCGAUGACGAGCUAGUGGUGCCAGAAUUUGUUGGUUUGGAAGGGUCUGUUCGGCAUUUGUCAUGUGAUGCUGUGGGUCUUCCAGAACCACACAUUGAAUGGUGGUUCAAUGGGAUUACCCCACAAAACGACCGUCGUUUCUCGUUGAAAAAUGACAAUAAGACAUUAUGGUUGAUGAGCAACUUUGAUCGAACGUACAGCGGGAACUAUACCUGUGUAGCAUCCAAUCCCAUGGGCUCAGCAACAAGUGAACUACUGUUGCAUUAUGGUAGUGCUCCAUAUUUUCCCGAACCUUCAAAUAUGCUUCUCAACGCUGAAGUCGGUGACCGUAUAGCACUGAACUGUUCCGUUGUUGGUAUCCCCGAGCCUGACACGGCGUGGUAUUACAAUGGAGAUUUGAUGACGAAGAAUCGAACUUUCAUCGCAACAUUGGAAGAUUCUGGCUUAUACACGUGUAACGCAAGCAAUAGCUUCGGCGAUGCAUCCGCCAUUACCACUAUUGUGGUGUAUGGUAAGCCACAGUUUGGGCUAAGCUCUCCGAGCGAUAUGGCACUAGCAGUGACAAAAGGGAAGAAUAUAAGUCUGGAAUGUCUCGCAAUUGGAUUUCCCGAGCCCAGUAUCAGUUGGACGUUUGGGGAUCAAUCAAUCGAUGAACUGGCGAACGUGGUCACAACCGACAAUGGCUUAUUCAUUGUGAAUACAUCAAGCCAGCAUCAAGGAACUUACGUUUGCGAUGCCGAAAACUCGCUGGGGAACAUUCAAAAAGUGUACUACUUAGCUGUAAAAGAAAUUCCCCGAAUAACUGCCAAUAUUCCGGAUCGUAUCGAACUUCUCCCACAUCAGGCCGCUAAUCUCAGCUGUGCCGGUGAAGGGAACCCUUCACCCAGAGGGUCAUGGAGUAAAAAUCACAUCCCACUUCCAACCGGAUCGCUUCUGACGAUCACUUAUGGACCCUACUCUUCCGGUAAUUACACCUGCACGCUACAAAACGACGAAGGAUCCGACACCCUUUCGAUCGAAGUUCUAACGGUUGAACCGCCAACCAGGGCAGCCAAUGUAUCGAACGACGACUCACAAAUCCAAGCCAAGGUUGAUGCCCCACUGACCUUAGUUUGCCCGUUCGAUAACUACGACAGCCUCCUCUGGCAACUGAACGAACGUAACCUGGACAACUACGUUGAUCUGACGGACAUCCGUUUAGUACAAAACAUUCUUCAAAUUGAAAGACUCCGCCAAAUCCACGAGGGCACAUAUACGUGUUUCGCAGAGAACCGUGCGGGACGUUUCAAUCACUCGUUUGUAGUUGGGAUACUUUCUGUUCCCAGUAUCGAACAUAUUCAGUCAAUGGAUGAUGGUGAGGAUCUUGACUUUGAUUCCGCUGAGGGUAUCGCCGAAGUGAGUCUGCUGAGUGGUGAUGAAUUACGACUGGUUUGCCAUGCAAGUGGUUCACCGAAACCAACUGUUUCUUGGAGCAAGGAUGGGAAAGUUAUCACCCGAGGAAGUGAGCUAACUAUCAACGAAAUUGAUACCCAUCAUGAUGGGCUGUAUACUUGUGUGGCCGAGAAUGAUUUGGGCAGUGCUCGAAAGGUUUACAGGCUGGAUGUGAUGACAUCCCCUCGGCAUUGGGGAGACACAAUAAACCAUAUUGAAGCAUUCAAAGGCGAUGAUUUGCAACUUGACUGUAGAAUGAGCGCUAAUCCACCGGCAAGCAUUCAAUGGAAUAAGGAUGAUAUAACGCUCGAAGAGUUUGCUGAUGUUCUGGAGUUCGUUUCGAUACAACCACUGGAUUCGGGAGUGUAUACGUGCGAAGCCGAAAAUCUGUUCGGAGAUGACGAGAAGAAGUUCCAUGUCACUGUCUAUCAGUCACCGGAAAUAACGCUCUUCCCGGAGAACCACAUCACUGUAGUUGGCGAUUCUCUAACCAUAGAUUGUGAAGCAAUUGGAAGUCCACUGCCCUCCAUAAGUAUAAUACACAAGGGCGAGGUUCUUGCCUCGACCACCAUCCUAGAACAAGAUUCGCUAGCAUAUGACAGAUCGUAUCGUGUCAAACCCAAGACGUAUUCAUCUACCCCACAAGAGUUCGUGGCGACCAGGCUUUCGCAAUUUGAAAUCCAGUUUCGGCUUCAGCAGAAAACCGCUGUGGUCAACUCGGCGGGGAAGUACUUAUGCCUGGCCCAGAAUGCGGUGGGUAGCGAUGAGCGCUUGGCCAAAGUAGAAGUGUUUGUUCCGCCAUACGUACAACAUAGCAAAUUGAAGGCCGGUCCAAACUAUUCCAUUCUGGAGGGAUUACCUUUGUAUCUGUUUUGCCCGAUUGCAGGUCAUCCCAAGCCAACACUCAGUUGGUACCGUAACACGAAACCUAUUAAGGGUAACGGACAAACGCUAUUCAUCUCAUCAGCUUCGAGAAAGGAUGGGGGUAAUUAUACUUGUUUGGGCGAAAAUCCCGUCGGAAAGAACGAACUUUCCUACUCUGUAAACGUUCUCAUUCCACCAACCAUGAUUAACAGUAUAGUAUUGAGUGACGGCGAAGUUGCCGAUCAGCCAGAGCAGGAGGAAAUUUCUAUCCUCAAGGGUGACAAUGUGACGCUGGACUGCGCUAGUCUAGGAAACCCCAGACCAGAGGUAUUCUGGAAAAAAGUAAUCUAUUUGGAUGAAAAUUUAAACGAGCAGCUUCCCAUCAAAGAUGCAGUCCUCGAGUUGUACAAUAUCGACAGCACAUCUACAUACACUUGCUAUGUUAACAAUUCAGCAGGAGCGACACAAAAAUUGUUCCACAUUGUGGUGCAAUCCGCCCCAAGCUUCAAAAAGAUCGAAUACGACCCGAAACCCACCGUGUCGUUGCAUCACACCGUAGAUUUGAAUUGCGAAAUGCUUGGAGUCCCGGAAGCUGAUGUUACAUGGACCAAGAACGAACUGAUGGUCAGUAGUCUGCAGAAAGGGCUACACCUGGCUUCCAACGGACAGAUCCUGCGCAUCUCCGACGCACGAUCGGCUGAUUCCGGAGAGUACAAAUGCACAGGUCGCAACUUACAUGGCCAGGUGAGCCGAGAGUUCAACUUAACUGUGGAUGUGCCGGUCAGCUGGUCUCCAUGGGGCGAGUGGAGUGCAUGCAGUGCCAGCUGUGGUAAGGGUACCCAGUUUCGGUCCCGUAUUUGUUUACUACUGAGCGGUUCUCCGGCUCAAGGAAAAGAAUACAAUUGCGUGGGUGAAAAUAUACAGGUGAGGAACUGCGAAAUGUUGCCAUGCCCGGUCAACGGAGGCUGGGGAGCGUGGGGUCAGUGGAGUAAUUGCUCACUGAAUUGUGUAAGCGAAUUCACGGGACUCAAGUCGACCCGGUCUAGAAGCCGAAAGUGUGACUCACCUCCGCCAUCCUCGGGAGGGAAGCCCUGCAUCGGAGAAGAACACGAGGAGGAAGUAUGCAGCGUUAAAUUUUGUCCAAUCAAUGGAGACUGGACAUCAUGGACCAAGUGGACACCGUGCAGUGAAACCUGUGGAUUCGGCCGAAUGAUCCGUUGGAGAAGUUGCGCUAACCCGGCCCCCCGUAAUGGAGGCCUGUCAUGCCAGGGCGAAGAGAGUGAAAUCAAGAUCUGUAAGCAACGCGAUUGUAUCGUAAAUGGCGGGUGGUCCGAUUGGGGGUCCUGGUCAAAGUGUAGCAAGUCUUGUGGGGUUGGCGUCCGACACAGGAAACGUUCGUGUAAUAAGCCGGAACCGAAAAAUGGCGGACAAUAUUGUGAAGGAGAGAACAUCGAAAUUGAGAAGUGUACAAAGAAAACUUGUCGAAAUGAUGCAUUACUGAAGCACAUCAAUCGCGAUGGGAAGGUAAUUAUUCUACAGGUUCCCAAUGAUCAUGAAACAGUGAUCAUGAGAAAAAAAAUCUUUCAGAGGAAGUUUUCACCACUUCUGACAUACGAAUCGAAUCGCUCCGUCGACGAAGAAGAUGACUACAGCGACAAUCAUGCCCAUCCACAAAGUUUCAAAGUGAUUCGCAAUUUCGAACCUGCUGAAGCGCCUCCUGUGGAGUAUGUGGAUGAACCGUUAGAGACGGGCUUCAACGAGCUAGAAGAACAUCACCAGAUCGUUGUAAGCCUAAAGAACACUGUCAAUCUCACCCGCGAUACAGCUGCCUAUCAGCUCAAUCUUGAUGGAUCCAACAAUUCCAUCGAGUUCAAUUGUGUAUCUGGAAUGUCAUACAAUCAAACAAUGGGGCAAUGCGUAGAUUUGAAUGAAUGCACAGCCGGUGAUCAUCGCUGCACUGGUCAGGGACAGAUUUGCGUAAACACAAAGGGAGGCUACGAGUGUCUAUGCAAGGCAGGUUUCAGGAUGAGUUCCGAAGUAUGCGUCGACAUUAACGAAUGUCGCGAUGGUAGUCAUGAGUGUUCACAUUACUGUACAAAUAAACCAGGUGGAUAUGGUUGUUUCUGUCCUGCUGGAUUCGCACUGUCAUCUGAUGAGAAAACGUGCACCAGGCGAAAAACGCGAGAAGAACCUGCGUUCAGCAUCAUGAACUAUGAAAUGAUUUGUCCCGAAGGGUACUUUCUUGAGGGAAGUAAAUGUGUUGAAAUCGACGAAUGCAAGUUGCGUGAAGAUGAAUGCAGCAACGGUCAAUCCUGUCUUAACACUAGAGGCUCAUAUCUUUGCGUUCCAACCGCUUGCCCGGAUGAUUAUGAAAUAGAUGAAUUAUUGGGUCAUUGCUUUAAGGACUGUAAACUUGGACUCAACAGGGCAUGCCCGGAUGGGGCUCAGAUUGAGCAAACGAUCACCUUCAGGGUGAUUUCAGUGAAAAAAAUCUCACCGAAACAACCACUUGCAGUUCUGGCGAUACCGGCCUUCCAGCAUACAGCAACGCAAACUACUUUCAGUUUUUUGGAGCGAACCUAUGAACAUGUAUUCAGUUUAGAGAAAAAUCUACGUACAUCUGGAAUUGCGCAUCUAUUUGCGACCAAAAAGCUUCAGCGUGGUAAGAUAUAUAAACUGAAAAUCAUCGCUCGUACCUUCGGACAUCAAUCCGGAACGAUGGACUACGUUCACAGAUUUAUUGUUUACGUACACUGGGUAGAUUGAUCAUACUUCGUGCUAGAGUUUUCUUAGUAUGUAAAGUAGAGUAAUGUC
Molecule: messenger RNA, 8585 nt
Organism: Toxorhynchites rutilus septentrionalis
Lineage: Eukaryota; Metazoa; Arthropoda; Insecta; Diptera; Culicidae
Product: hemicentin-1-like
Exons: 10
Coding region: 324-8537 (2737 amino acids)
Molecular function (GO): calcium ion binding
Source: RefSeq, a predicted model, not a curated record